AUGAUUUCUUUGAAUCAACUUAACUACCUUGAAAAAUCAUCAAGUCAUUCAAUUCAACAAGAUCUUAAUUCAGAAUUAUCAAUUAAUAAUAUAUGCUAUAAACUUAAUGAAAGUCAAAAAUGGUAUAUUCUUAAAAGAUUACAUUUUGAUAAUUUAUUAAAUUUAAAUAAUUUGUUACCAGAAAUUAAAUUUAUAUUUGACAAAAUUGAAAAUAUCAAAUUUCAAGAAUCAAUAGUCAUUUUGAAAAAAGCUAUAGUGGAACAUAAUUUUGAUGUAAAUAUAUCUGAAAUUGAUUUGAAAAAAUGGAAAAAUUUAAUUGAUUAUAAUGAAAAACAUGAAUAUAUUUCUACAAGACCUGAUACCAUUAAUGAUUAUAGUGGUUCUUAUGAUGAUGAUGAUAAAAAGUCUUGUUCUCAUUCAGUAAAUGAAUUAUCAAAAGAAACAACCACAGAAAAAGGUGAUGAUGAAGAACUAUCUUUGGAUUCAGAGAAUAUUGAUUUUGAAUUAGAUGUUAGAUUAGAAUCUGUUUUAAUUGCUUAUUGGUCUCCAUAUUCUGAAGUUAGAGUAGUUACUUAUCCAUUUGAUGAUUCAAGUAUUCCUGUUGAAACAUUACGUGUUUAUAUUAUUGGUAUUUUAUGGACUGCUAUUGGAGCUUUAAUUAAUCAAUUUUUCAUUGAAAGACAACCUUAUAUUACAUUAUCAAUUCCAAUAAUUCAAGUGUUCUUAUACCCUACCGGAAAAUUGUGUGAGUUGUUACUACCAAAAAGGAAAAUCAAAUUUAGUAAACGAUUCAUAAUUGAUUUAAAUCCUGGUCCAUAUAAUUUCAAAGAACAAAUAUUGGCAACUAUUUUUUGUAGUGUAUCAGGUAAUGCAGCAGCAUAUGUUUCUGCAAAUAUAUUGAUGUUAAAAUCAGAACAGUUUUAUGGUAAUGAUUGGGUUGGAUUUGGAUAUCAAAUUUUAUUACUUUUAUGCACGAAUUUUUUUGGAAUUGGUUUAGCUGGAAUAGUUAGAAAAUUUGCUGUUUACCCAGUUAAAGCAGUAUGGCCAAAUAUAUUACCUAAUCUCGCUUUAAAUAGAACAUUGUUAACUUCAAGUAAAAGAGAAAUAAUCAAUGGUUGGAAAAUUUCAAGUUAUAGAUUUUUCUUUAUCACUUUUGCAAUUUCUUUUGUUUAUUUCUGGAUCCCAGAUUAUUUAUUUCAAGCUUUGUCUACUUUCAAUUGGUUAACAUGGAUAAAACCUAAUAAUCUUAAUCUUGCUGUUAUAACUGGUUCAAUUGGUGGAUUGGGUUUAAAUCCAAUGAGUACUCUUGAUUGGAAUUAUUUUAGUUCAGUGUUGCAACCAUUAGAAAUACCGUUUUAUAACACAGCUAAUAACAUAAUUGGAAUGUUGAUUGCAUUUUUAUGUAUUACAGGUAUUUGGUAUUCAAAUUUUAAAUGGACAGGAUAUUUGCCUAUUAAUGAUAAUGGGUUGUUUAACAACAAAGGUGAGAGAUAUCAAGUUACUUCAGUUGUUAAUUCCAAAAGUUUAUUUGAUGCUGACAAAUAUAAAGAAGUUGGGCCACCGUUUUAUUCUGCUGCUAAUUUAGUAGUAUAUGGUGCAUUUUUCACGUUAUAUCCUUUUCAUAUAAUUUAUGAAAUAGGAAUGAAUUAUAAAGAAAUGUGGGAUGCCAUUAAAGCUUUAUAUCUAGUUUUCAAAGAUUAUAGAAAAUCAACUUAUGAUGGGUUUGACGAUCCACAUUGUGUCAUGAUGAAAAAGUCUUACAAAGAAGUCGCAGAUUGGGUUUAUUUGAUAAUUCUUUCCCUUUCAGUUGUAUUUGCUAUAAUAUGUGUUAAAUCAUAUCCUGCUCAAACUCCCGUAUGGAGCAUAUUCUUUGCAUUUGGAAUCAAUUUGAUAUUUUUAAUACCAAUUACUACAGUAUUUGCCAGAACUGGAUUUUCUUUUGGUAUUAAUGUUUUAAUAGAAUUGAUAAUUGGUUAUGCUAUUCCAGGUAAUGGACUAGCAUUAGGGUUCAUUAAAGCAUUUGGAUAUAAUAUUGAUGGACAACCACAAAAUUUUGUUAAUGAUUUGAAACAAGCACAUUAUGCCAAAUUACCACCACGAGCUGUAUUUAGAAUUCAAUUACUUUCGGUGUUUGUUGCUUCUUUUAUUCAAUUAGCAGUGUUAAAUUUUCAAGUUAAUGGAGGUAUUAAAAAUUAUUGUGAUCCUUUAAAUACUCAAAAGUUUACUUGUCCUGGUACUCGAACUUAUUAUUCAUCUUCAGUCCUUUGGGGUGUUAUUGGACCUAGAAAAGUGUUUGGUGGAAUGUAUCCUAUUUUACAAUGGUGUUUCUUGAUUGGAUUCUUAGGUGCUAUUCCAUGUAUUUUAAUUAAGAAAUAUGGACCAAGAAAAUAUGUUAAAUAUUUUGAACCAUCAAUUGUAAUUGGUGGAUUUUUAAACUAUGCUCCAUUUAAUUUAUCUUAUUAUAUUCCUGGAUUUUACAUGGCUUAUAUAUUCAUGAUGUACAUUAAACAAAAAUAUGAAGCAUGGUGGCAGAAAUAUAACUAUAUUUUAUCAACUGGAAUAAAUGCUGGUAUUGCCUUUAGUUCAAUUAUUAUUUUCUUUGCCGUAAUGUACAAACCAAAAGACUUGAACUGGUGGGGUAACACUGUCUCUUUUAAUGGUAUUGAUUAUGGUAUAACUGGCAGAUUGAAUGCAAGCAAAGAUGCAGUUGAUGGAUACUUUGGUCCACGUAAGGACAACUACCCAUAA
Molecule: messenger RNA, 2748 nt
Organism: Candida tropicalis MYA-3404
Lineage: Eukaryota; Fungi; Ascomycota; Pichiomycetes; Serinales; Debaryomycetaceae
Exons: 1
Coding region: 1-2748 (915 amino acids)
Biological process (GO): transmembrane transport
Molecular function (GO): oligopeptide transmembrane transporter activity
Source: RefSeq, a predicted model, not a curated record